Messenger RNA from Leguminivora glycinivorella, 3040 nucleotides. Its product is annotated as putative helicase mov-10-B.1. The transcript has 21 exons. Lineage: Eukaryota; Metazoa; Arthropoda; Insecta; Lepidoptera; Tortricidae. Gene Ontology annotation, molecular function: RNA binding; 5'-3' RNA helicase activity. The record is from RefSeq and is a predicted model, not a curated record. The coding region runs from base 172 to 2874 and encodes 900 amino acids.
UUUGAGUCUGGUUUACCGCGCGGACCGUGUCUUCGGCGCAGUGUAGAUUAUUCUGCUAAUAAUACGCGCGAUUAUUCAGCAAUUAUUUUAAUCAUAUAAAAUACCGUGUAAAUAUACCAUUUGACAGUGCAGUUUUAGCCUACGAAUUCAACUACAAGUGAAGGAGGCAUCAUGCAGGACGCCCAGUACUGCGACUUCUGCGGGGUCGUGGACGAGGCGUACGAGGAGCAGUCUGAGCUCGACCACGAGGACACGCCCAAGCACAUCUGCAACCGGAUCCUGCACCAGUACAAGCAUAAGAAGAAGGAGUUCAGCAGGAACAGGGAUGGCGUGAUCAUCACCGGGGCGGCGAACAGCCUCCCGCUGGCUGACUCCGACGCCAGGGUCAUCAGGGAACCGCCCACCGAUCACCAUAAAGUCAGGAUCUUUGCGAAACCCAACCAAACCGUGGAGUUCUUCUUUACGAUCACGAACGACAUGAAGAGCGAUGAUCUCCUAGUGAUUGGAAUCCAACUGGCUCACCCUCAACCGCAUUUUGUCAUGUGCGACCACGAGUUUGUAUUCGGACAGGAACCGCAUCUUUUGGAACCUAGGUCUACCAUCGAUACAAUAUCCGUUACUUUCAUUGGUGCGGACGUGGGGCAAUACGAGAUGCCCAUCAUGUUCACCUUCGUUAGGAAUAGUGACCGCAAGAGUCUCAUCUUCAUCAGGGAAAUGGUGGUUCUUGUGGCAACUGAACGACCGCAGAAGUUUAACUCCAAGAGUCCUUACUCCAACCUGGACUGGACUCACGCCGAGCGCUUCGUCGUGUCUACUGAUCAUGUACCGUAUAAUAACUUGUAUAAAAUCCCCAAGCUGCUUAAAAUUUUGCUGCCGGCUGGUUUGGACGAAGACGCCCUGGAGAAGAUUGAGGGCCAACUGGAACUCAAACUGCAAUUGAGGAAAGUGUUGGUGACUACUAGGGCUAUUUUUGAUGAAGGAAUAACCAAAGCCAACUAUAUGCUGUACUUCCAUCAUCUGCUUUGGUGGGAGGAAAUUAUUGCCAGGAUCAAUUUAAGGAAAUAUAACAUGACAGCUGUUACUCUGGAGAAAAAGGGCGAACUUUACUUGCUUGAAGUUCCCGGUCUGGCUGAGAACCGCCCUUCCCUACUACGUGGUGAUAAAGUGUACAUAAAACUGCAUGGUAACAACGAUAUUAUAUUCGAGAGCGUUAUAAAAGAUAUGGAAGAGAGUACAAUUCACAUUGGGAAUAUUGAUGAAAGUUUCAACGCCUACUUCACUCCAGAGACGCUAUUCGACAUUCGCUUCAUGAUGUCUCGAGUGCCGCACGAGCGAGCUCACGUGGCUGUGGCCAACGUGUUCGAGAAGAAACAGGACAGCAGGCUGUUCCCUGAGCCGAGGAAAAAGGACGUCAAGCUUAAACCGAUCUAUAAAUGGUACAACCCCCUGAUUAAGAACAACGAAGAGCAGCGCCUGGCCGUGCAGCACAUACUGUCGGGAACCUCCCGCCGCGCGCCCUACAUGGUGUACGGACCGCCUGGCACCGGCAAGACCAUGACUAUUGUUGAAGCUAUCAUACAGAUAGUCCUAUACAGCUCGAAGAACCGCGUGAUGGUGUGCACGGACUCCAACAUGGCCGCCGACCACAUCGCGCUCAUGCUGCUGAAAUAUAACAAAGAGCUUAACAUUAACAACUUCAUCCUGCGCGCUAACUCUCAGUCUAGGGUGUGGAGCGUGAUGCCCGCCGAACUGGCGCCUGUCUCCAACGGCACUAAGUACGAGAACUCGUACUCCGUCAGCAACUACGCGCUGUCUUCGUACCGCGUCGUCGUCACCACUCUGCUGCACGCUGCCAAAUAUGGAACUCCCCACGCGCAGGCUCAACAUAAGCUGCAGAUGUCCCACCUGUUCAUCGACGAGGCCGCACAGGCCUCUGAACCUGCGACUCUAGUGCCCAUCACGGGGCUGCUGGCGCCCGCAGGUUUCCUGGUGCUGGCCGGGGACCCCAUGCAGCUCGGGCCCGUGUGCAUCAGCCGAGACGCCAAGGACCGUGGAUUGGGUAAAUCGCUGAUGAACCGUCUGAAGACCGACUACGCGAAUCUAUACGAGUCCGACCCCAACUACAUCACCAUGUUGGUGAAGAACUUCCGCAACCACCCCGAUAUCCUGUCCCUGCCCAACAACAUGUUCUACGAUGACAACCUAGUGCCUCUAGCUCCAGAGGACCCGCUGAGCCGGCGCAGCAUCCUGGGGCUGCCGGGCGGCGAGCGCGCCGUCGUGUUCCACGCCGUCAACUCGCGCGAGCAGAGGAUGGGCAAGGCCCCGAGUUUCUUCAACGAAAAGGAGUUAGACAUGCUGAAGAGGUACACCAAAGCCUUGAUAGGACAGCACAACGUGAAGCCGGUGGACAUCGGUGUCAUCGCUCCGUACAUCAGACAGGUGUACAAGAUGAAGACAUGGCUCAUGAGCGUCGGCUACGACGAGAUCGACGUCGGCACCGUGGAAGCGUUCCAGGGGAAGGAGAAACGCGUCAUUCUCGUGUCGACCGUGCGCGCCAACUGCAGGCUUCUCGAUUACGACGCCAAAUACGGACUUGGCUUCCUGGUUGACGAUAAGAGAUUCAACGUAACCCUAACCCGAGCCAAAGCCAAGCUGGUGAUCAUCGGUAACCCGACGUGUCUCACCCGCGACAAGAAAUGGCGUCGCUACAUGAACCACUGCAAGGAACUCAACUGUUACUUCGGCCACGAGUGCGAGCAGCUCGAGCGGACCUCGAGGAUCCUCAAUGAGGUCGCGAUCACCAGGUUCAACAGGUGUCACAUAUCGGAGCAGUUGAAACCAAAGCCUAAAGACGAGAAAGACAAGAAGAAGUAAGAUUAAGGGGGAGUAGACUCCGGGAUAGUUAAGUGAGGGGGGAGGGGGGAGUAAAGUUAAAAAAAAUAUUCUAUGCUUUUAGUGACAAAAUUUGCAUUACUGUUGAAAAGUUACCGAUUGUUAUUAAUUAUUAGUUUAUUACACAGAUAGGAAGUACACACUUUUU